Molecule: messenger RNA, 449 nt
Organism: Haplochromis burtoni (Burton's mouthbrooder)
Lineage: Eukaryota; Metazoa; Chordata; Actinopteri; Cichliformes; Cichlidae
Product: dynein axonemal heavy chain 6
Biological process (GO): microtubule-based movement
Cellular component (GO): dynein complex
Molecular function (GO): dynein light intermediate chain binding; dynein intermediate chain binding; minus-end-directed microtubule motor activity
Source: RefSeq, a predicted model, not a curated record
CUCUACCUCAGCAUGCUUGGCAACAAGAGACAGCAGUUAGUUCUGGCCAGGGAUCGUGUAAAGAAUGGUGUCACUAAGCUGCUGGAGACCAACGAGCUUGUAGACAAAAUGAAGGUGGACCUUUCUGCUCUGGAGCCAGUCCUCAAACAAAAAUCUACUGAUGUCGAUGCCCUCAUGGAGAAAUUGGCUGUAGAUCAAGAGAAGGCUGAUGAGGUACGUAAAGUAGUAAAAGAAGAUGAGGCACUGGCCCGAGUUAAGGCUGACGAAACCCAGGCCAUUGCAGAUGACGCACAGAGGGACUUAGAUCAGGCUCUGCCAGCUUUAGAGAGUGCCAACCAGGCCCUCAGAUCUCUUGACAAGGCUGACAUCUCUGAGAUCAAGGUGUUCACUAAACCCCCAGCCCUAGUGAUGACUGUCAUGGAGUCUGUCUGCAUCUUGCUUGAUUGCAA